Messenger RNA from Parathielavia appendiculata, 2530 nucleotides. Its product is annotated as ARM repeat-containing protein. Gene Ontology annotation, molecular function: protein phosphatase regulator activity. The record is from RefSeq and is a predicted model, not a curated record. Lineage: Eukaryota; Fungi; Ascomycota; Sordariomycetes; Sordariales; Chaetomiaceae. The transcript has 7 exons. Gene Ontology annotation, biological process: protein dephosphorylation. The coding region runs from base 460 to 2334 and encodes 624 amino acids. Gene Ontology annotation, cellular component: protein phosphatase type 2A complex; cytoplasm.
GGGCUUGCCUCGAACCUCCAUCCCACUCGCAUUCCAUCUGCUACCCAUCCAACCCUCAUCAGCGAAUCCCACCAAACAGCGCCGGGCGGCUCCGUUUCUUGUUCGCCAUCUUGCUAGAGUGUUGCCAUGGUCGCCGGGGCUUGCACUGCGACUUUGCGCUAAACCAUACCCUAUUUUUCCAGCCGCGAGUGACGGCAAACGGCAUCGAAAAAGCGAACAUCCAGCAAGUUGGGACGGCGGCAGCCCACUUUGUUGGAGUUAUUCGUCAAUCGACGCCCGGUCGGCCAACACCCGCUUUCCCAUUGCAUCACAGCCCGCAGCACACGCGAUCCCAGCCGCCCAGCCCAGCCCAGCGCCUGCCCAAAAAUCCAGCCCUGAAUCCCCGCCGAACAACAAAACAAACCACUUUGGGAUUUCUUGCGACAGCUGCGCUCUUUCUCUUUUCCACAGUCGCCCACCAUGGCUGACGCGACGAACACCAACGAUGAACUCUACCCCAUUGCCGUGCUGAUCGAUGAAUUGAAGCACGACGACGUCCUGCUCCGACUCAAUGCCAUCCACCGCCUGUCGACCAUUGCUCUGGCCUUGGGCGCCGAGCGGACUCGCGACGAGCUGAUCCCCUUCCUUGAUGAGUCUGUUGAGGAUGAGGACGAGGUCCUCGUUGCCCUGAGCGAGGAACUGGGGAGCUUUAUCGACUACGUCGGCGGCCCUCAGUGGGGCCACGUCCUUCUCUCCCCGCUCGAGAACCUAGCCGCGAUCGAGGAGCCCGUCGUGCGAGACAAGGCUGUCGAGUCGCUAAACAAGAUCUGCGGCGAGCUGUCGCCUGAACAAGUCGAACAGUAUUUCAUCCCUCUCACGAUCCGCCUCUCCAAGGCCGACUGGUUCACGUCCAAAGUGUCGGGGUGCGGCCUGUACACGGCGCCCUAUUCCAAGGUCUCGCCACCGGUUCAAGAACAACUCCGGCAGCAGUUUGGUCAGCUGGUCCACGAUGACACACCCAUGGUGCGCCGCCAGGCGGCCACCAACCUGGCCAAGUUCGUGAAGGAGAUGCCCGCCGCCAUUGUUGUCGAAGAGAUGAUACCCAUGUUUCAGCACCUCGUUCAGGACGACCAAGACAGCGUCCGGCUGCUCACGGUCGAGGUCCUUAUCUCGAUUGCAGAAGUCGUACCCAAGGAGCAGCAAGCCAGCCACGGGGUGCUGCUGACCUCGCUGCGCAGCUUGAUAGAGGACAAGAGCUGGAGAGUUCGGUACAUGAUCGCCGACAGAUUUGAAAAGAUCGCCAAGGCAGUCGACGAGGAGGUUGUUGCCAGGGAUCUCGUGCCUGCCUUUGUAAAACUACUCAAGGACGGCGAGGCCGAGGUACGGACGGCCAUUGCCGGCCAGAUCCCCGGCUUCUGCGCCCUGGUCGACCGGAACACCCUCCUCAGUGAGAUCAUGGGCACGGUGGAGAACCUGGUGUCGGACAGCUCGCAGCACGUGCGCGCGGCCCUGGGAACCCAGAUCAGCGGCCUGGCCCCGAUCCUGGGCAAGCAAGAGACUAUCGAUCACUUGCUGCCCAUGUUUCUCCAGAUGCUCAAGGACGAGUUUCCCGAGGUUAGGCUCCACAUCAUUUCGAAACUGGAGCUGGUAAAUCAGGUUAUCGGCAUCGAUCUACUUGCGCAGUCCCUUCUUCCUGCCAUCGUCCAGCUCGCCGAGGACAAGCAAUGGCGCGUGCGGCUCGCUAUUAUUGGCCACAUGCCUCUGCUCGCCAGCCAGCUGGGCGUCCAAUUUUUUGACGAGAAGCUCAGCCAGCUGUGCAUGGGCUGGCUCGGCGACACUGUCUUCUCCAUCCGGGAGGCGGCAACGCACAACCUCAAGAAGCUAACCGAGGUAUUUGGCGUCGAAUGGGCCAGCGAGGCCAUCAUUCCCAAGGUCAUGGCGAUGGGCGGCCACCCCAACUACCUUUACAGGAUGACAACAUGCUUCGCGAUCUCGACACUGGCUAGCGUCGUGACCAUGGACGUGAUCGCCAAGUCGAUCCUGCCCAUGCUAGAAAAGCUCGCGAGCGACGAGAUCCCCAACAUCCGGUUCAACGUCGCAAAGACGUACUCGGCACUGAUUAGCGUGCUGCGCCGGCUGCCGGAGCAGGGUACCAUCUACGCGCUGGAGCAGGCCAAGACGCCGUUCGCUGCGUCGCCCAAGGGGCAGCAGUUGGUCGACGAGCGGAUCAUGCCCAUCCUGGAGAAGCUCCAAAAGGAUGACGAUGUGGAUGUGCGGUACUUCGCGACCAUCGCGGCGGCCGCAGCGACGGGAGCGGCCGGGGGUACGGGAGAGCCCAUGAAUACAUCACCAUAGAAGAAGAGAGUCAUAAUGAAGCAAUUCCGUUCUUGCCGUUAGGCUCAGCGCAUUCCAGGCCAGAGUGGACAGGCCUUAAGAGUGGAGUAGAAAGACGUUGACAGCCGAUUAGAUCCCUCCAUUUGGCGCUGAUCACAUCUCAUUUAUCCAUCCCCGGAUAGCCUCUAUUUCGUCUUUUAAAGUGGCCAAAGCGCAG